Penicillium olsonii is the source of this 1722-nucleotide messenger RNA. NCBI's taxonomy places the organism in Eukaryota, Fungi, Ascomycota, Eurotiomycetes, Eurotiales, Aspergillaceae. The record is from the annotation of a GenBank genome assembly.
AUGACAGUCUCCUAUCGGCUUAUCGCUGAACGCCCUCCCCCGGGGCCAUUACUCCGCAACCUGGGAACUCACUCUGACUGUACCCAAAGCUUCAAGAAUCUUCAGUCGCAUGGGCUAGCUUUAUCUCAGCCAAAGCGCCAUCGACAGCGAAAUGACCAGCUCUACAACCACAACGCAGGCGCAGAUCUUCCCUGGGAAAGGGCUGGGGUUUAUCAGUACGCUUCGGUGGCUGCCCUUGAUGCAACCUUGGGACUCAAGCUAACACCCCCCAUAGCUUUAGGCGCGUCGCUGCACAACGUCCUUACUCGUGUGAAGUCGUACCCUCAGACCUACCCUGCCAUCGACCUUGCAUAUUCCCCUGCAGAUCCUCUCCAGAAGCCUGUGAUACUCCAGCUGCCCUCGAAUGGCUUGCGCCUUCGAUUCGAUGGCCCUGAUCAGAGGCUUCGCUUGAUCGAAGUACUUGAGUUUUCCCGUGUAAACCUGGUCUACAAAAGCCAAGAUGUGCUCAAGGGAGGUAAAUCAACAGAGCAACCUCUGUCCUCGCAGGGUCCGAGUUUCCGACACGUCUAUAAUCGCCUGUUUGGUCCCUCAUACCCAGGAGAAUAUGUUCCGCCGGCAGACAAGUCCCCAUAUGGCACAUAUGUGCUAUCGUAUCCCGGAGUCGCAUUCUCGUUCCCUCUACAGCACUCAGCCUGGUCCGACCAGUGCGAUUUCGUAGCACUAUUAUCCUCCUCGGCCGCCCUGCCGGCCACUUCAAUGUCCAUUUUCCAGGGCUCCUCGUGGCCAGAGGUCCGAGACAAGCUAUUUACACAGCAGCCCCAAUACCCGCGCUCAUCGGCCCUGAUUGGCAAAUCUCGAGAAUCUCUCGCCGAUGAGAUCGAGGAGUGGCACAUCCUCGGUGCCGGAAGGCUCGAAGUGAUCCGCAGGACAGGGUCUCCUGUGUCCAUCAUCCUGGGCGCAACCAGCUUCCAGGAUCUGAUUGCAGACUUUGGACCCCCUGAUGCAAUAUAUCGUAAGAACGACCGUCGAAUUUCGAUUCAUCGCGCGACGGGCGGGAAUGACAUACACCUGAGCCCAUCCCCGGGCAGUAUACAUGACGGCGACCAUUCCUCCGAUAACAGUGUAACUGAUGACUCUGACGAGGAACUUGCUCCAUUUAAUGUCGGUGAUCCUACGUCACUGCCGGCUGAAUGCUUCUUGAAUUAUUUCCACCAUGGCUUUGAUGCCUUCAUCUCCUAUCCAACCACACCAGGACCCGCAUUCCCGGCUUCAGGUGUUCUCGACCCCUCGGCGUCGCCCCCAUCCUCUCAGUUGACCGUAACAAAGAUCAUCUUGCACGGAAACGUUCCAGGCUCAUACCCUUUCAACCGCCAUCGCCGAAGUCGGUGGAUGGUAUCUCUAGAUGACAGCAGUUGCUUGACAUCUGAGUCACCUUAUAGCGAAAUUUCCGAGCGACUGCGGGCUGCUUGGAAGGGCCACUAUGCCAGUCCCGCCGAGGAGCGUGCUUUACAGCGACCAAUGGUAUUAAAUCGUGGCUGGGGCGAUAGCCCUGAAAGCAGUGUGGAAUUCCUUGGUGGAUGGGAGGAAACCACCUCCAAGGGCCACCGGGGAGGGGGAGAUGGACAGGAUGGAGGGUUAGGCAACACUGAAAUGUUCGGGUUCCCGGGUUUGUUAUUCGAAGUUUUGAAGAAUGGCGCCGUGAGUUGCUUGACCGUAUACUGA